Messenger RNA from Plasmodium vinckei vinckei, 885 nucleotides. RefSeq names its product protein phosphatase, putative. Gene Ontology annotation, molecular function: phosphatase activity. Gene Ontology annotation, biological process: dephosphorylation. The transcript has 7 exons. Bases 1 to 885 code for a protein of 294 amino acids. NCBI's taxonomy places the organism in Eukaryota, Apicomplexa, Aconoidasida, Haemosporida, Plasmodiidae. The record is from RefSeq and is a predicted model, not a curated record.
AUGUGGAAUCAGUUACAAGAUUUAGAAGGUUCACAAAUGGAAAACACUAAUAGAAACGUAACUUCAAGCGGUCAUGGAAAGUACCGAAGUUUUAUUUAUAUAUUUUUAACAUUGAUAAUAUGCUUCGGUUUGAUCAUUUCAUAUUUUGCCUUAAGUGAAGAACCUGAAGAUUUCGAGCUAAACUGCAAUGAUUUAAAUACUAAAUGCGUAGACUAUAAAUAUCCACAUUUUAAGCCUAGCCGAUUAGCAAUUGUUGAUGUUCAUCCUGAUAAUAAUAAUGUUAUCUUGAGAAGUAAUAUGCCCUUAUUUAAUGGUGUAUUCUCGGAGGAAAUGCUUAGAAAAGAAAUUAAACGUGUUAUGGAAAACGCAAACUUAGUAUAUGAUGAUAAAAUGAGUCUUAAUAUCAUAUCCUUUUUAAGAAACACUUCAUAUGAGGGUUGUUGUUAUACUAUUGAAAGAUGCAGUGUAAAAAAUGACAUGAUCACGAAUUAUCUUAUAUUAGGAACUAGUAUAAACCCAUACGAAGUUGAUCCUAAAAUUCGAGAUAAAGAACUAGCCACAUUAAACUGGGACAGUGAUAACUUAAUAGAAAGAGUAACGGAGUUAAACAAUAAAUUUAAUCGUGUGAAAAAUACAAUUUUUCUCGUUCAUUGUAGACAUGGUAGAGAUAGAACUGGGGAAUUUGUUGCAGCAUAUAGAAUGCUUAUAAAAAAAGAUAAAUUUAUUGAUGCUAUAAAAGCAAAUGAGCAAAUGGGUAUAGGUCGUACCAAUAUUUAUGUUGAAAUGGAAAAAUGGUUAUGUUUAUAUUUGGAAAAGGUUAUGGGAUAUCCAGACGUAGGAUGCUUUGAUCUUAAAUAUGAUAAACAACAACAUAAAAAAAAGUGA